AAUUCCCCUCUGGAGGAAUAAAAAAGAAAAAAACCUGAAAUCAGUUCCUUGGGAUAGAGUCGUCGGAAAACGCCGAGCGUGGUCGUCAUGGUAUUUUUCUGCUUUCUUGUAGAUCAGAAGCGGAAAGUGCACAGUAGCAAGCCAGCAGCAGGGUUUUGCUCGCGGUGCGGCGGAGGGGCUAGCGUGGCUGAUAUGAGUACCGCUACAAGGUUUUGCUAUGUGCCCUUUUACUGGAAAUCUUGGAAGGCAAUUAUCUGUACUUUCUGUGGCGCAAUUCUUCGAUCUUACCGAUGAUCAUGGUCGUGUCGGGAGAUAUAUGUGAUUAAUUAGUAUAUAUAUUGGUUCUUUCUUUAGCUGAUUUUUGGUGUUUAAGCGUUGAGAAGCUAGGAUAUUCAUAUAUAUAUAUAUAUUAUGGAUUUUCAGCUGAUCUAGGUGACCUUUCGCUGCUCUGUUUUCCUUCUCUUAGAAGUCUUUGCUGACCUUGAGUGUCAGCGUAUUAAUAUUAUUGACUAAAAUUCAAUUUCUUGAAGAGGUAAUGAAAAGCUAGUUACUAGUGAAAUUUCUAGUUUCUGGUGUGAGGAUCUGCCUAUAUGGAUUGAUUAUUGUACAGAAAAAGGAAGUGAUGUAUUAUUGCUUCUGUUAAGAGAAACUUAAGAGGAAAGGAGGACUACAGGAAGCGUAUUUAUUGCUAGUAAAAUGCAAUAACAAUU
Molecule: messenger RNA, 710 nt
Organism: Rubroshorea leprosula
Lineage: Eukaryota; Viridiplantae; Streptophyta; Magnoliopsida; Malvales; Dipterocarpaceae
Source: the annotation of a GenBank genome assembly